GCUACAACAAAGAAAAGUUGACUAUAUUCAAUCAACCUUGUCAAACCAACACCUACCAGUCCUUCCAAAAGACAAUCAACUACCAAUAUGCAAUUCGGCAACGUUGUUGCUAUCCUCGUUUUCGCCGGAGCAGGAGCCGAGGCGUGGUACCAGCCGGCCGCGGGGACCACUUGGGAUUGGCAAUUGCAGGUACCUAUCAACCCCACCGCGGCUGUUCAGGUCUACGAUAUCGACAUGUUCGACAACACUGCUGCAGUGGUGGCGGAUCUCCACAGCCGCGGUAAGAAGGUCAUCUGCUACAUCGAUGUAGGCUCAUGGGAGAACUACCGCUCGGAUGCCUCGAAGUUUCCGGCCUCAUUGCUGGGCGCGAAAUAUAGCGGCUUUCCCAACGAACGCUGGCUGGAUAUCCGGAGUAUCACUACCUCACCCCUGGGGCCAAUUCUGAUCGCUCGCUUCCAACAGGCGAAAGCUAAAGGCUGUGACGGCACUGCCCACGAGUCGAGCGGCUUCCCGCUCACAUAUAAUGAUCAAAUCGUCUUUAACCGCUGGGUGGCGGACCAGGUCCAUGCUCUCGAGAUGGCGGUGGGACUGAAGAAUGACAUCAAUCAAGUCAAGGACCUAGUCGGUAACUUCGAUUUUCACGCCAGCGAGCAGGCGUUCCAAUAUGGCGAAUAUUCCUUCCUCGUGCCUUUCAUUCAAGCCAACAAACCGGUCUUCGAAGCGGAGUAUCGGAACAUACCUUAUUCCAGAAUAAAUGAGGACAAAGUUGAAGUAUCAAUGAUAGCGCAUCAGCUUCCAAAGGGCUACAGAUAUACAGCCUGA
Molecule: messenger RNA, 822 nt
Organism: Hyaloscypha bicolor E
Lineage: Eukaryota; Fungi; Ascomycota; Leotiomycetes; Helotiales; Hyaloscyphaceae
Product: glycoside hydrolase family 114 protein
Exons: 3
Coding region: 88-822 (244 amino acids)
Source: RefSeq, a predicted model, not a curated record